AUGGCAGGAUCUACCAACGGAUCUAUUGCGCCCUACACUGAAUGGAACGAAGCAGUCAUUGUUGCCGUUGUCUUUGUCGGACUUCUCUCUGUCACGCUUCUGCUUCUUUUGCUUCAUGCAUGCGUGCGCAGCCAAAUUCGACUUGCAAAAAACGACGCGGGGCGGGAUGGUGGAGACUGUGAAAACACGCACCCUGACGAUAGCAUGUUGGAAGAGAAGGAAUCAGGGGUCACGCCGACGUCACAAGCUUCACAAACUUCAUUCACGCUCUCUCCUGAUCAGCCCGUGGUCUUUGAUGUUGAUACAGGAAGGGGAUACAAUGUCGAGAUCAUGCAAGUAAUAUUGACUCCGCCUACGCCAGCCAAAGAGAGAGGGGACAAGGGCGUACCUGUCCCGUGA
Molecule: messenger RNA, 399 nt
Organism: Heterobasidion irregulare TC 32-1
Lineage: Eukaryota; Fungi; Basidiomycota; Agaricomycetes; Russulales; Bondarzewiaceae
Exons: 2
Coding region: 1-399 (132 amino acids)
Source: RefSeq, a predicted model, not a curated record